ACAGACUUAUGCAACAACCAAUCAUCUGAUAAAUCCCAUCCUUUUAUAGAUACUCAUUUCAUCAUGGCCUACUCAAAUGCUAUUGAUCAUUCUGCGGUCAUGCAGCUGCGAAUAGCCAUGCCACGAUUUCGAGUAAUCUCAGUCGACUCCGCUACAACGGCUCCUAUGAAUCAAGCUGAUCCAAGUGCAGUAAAUGACCAUCGAUGGUGGAGUAGGUACAUUGAAACCAGCAACCACAGAUAUAUGCAUUUCAUGCCCGGUGCAAGGUUUCGCUUUCACGGUUUCGCUGUGGCUCCAGGAAAACGAUAUGUUUUCUUCAGUGAAGUGGCCAAGGAAGUAGUGAACAAAGUCAGCUGGUGGUCAGAUGAACAAACAAAGGUUGUCUACGCUCGCGUGGCACGGGUAUGCACAGGUGACCCUGGUUUCCAAAUGUCCAAUACUGGUCCAAACUACUUCACAUCAUUUUUCAAAGCCCGCUUGAUUUGUCGCGUACGUGGGUCUCAUCAAUCUGUCAGUGAUAAUCCAUCAGCCUACAGCCAUGAUGCUGAAUUCAACCACUUGGUUGCGGUGACUCAGUUCCAAGAAUCAUCUCAGAGUACGUCCGAAUCCACAGUUUACGGGCUAUUUUCGAUGAUUGACUCAGGCUCUCCCCCUUCGACACUGAGGAACGUUGAAUUGAUUGGGCCAAUGGCAUUGUGUGCCUAUCGGCUUUCGGAGGUGGACCGCGUGUUCCGUACGAGUGAUCUCAUCCAAAUACUCCCGCGGCAUCCCGAGUCUGGUCCGCCAGCCACCGCGUCUGACCACAAUGGAACAAACCUCACUACAACCGCUGAAUCUUCUCAUGCAUUUAUUCCAUACUGGGGAUCUCGCAGUGCAUUUAGACGUAUCAGGCGUAUCCAGGACGCAGGAUCAGCAACAAUGACUGAUGUACGUAUUGAGGCUAGCAAAAACUCUUAA
This is a messenger RNA of Opisthorchis viverrini, 957 nucleotides long. RefSeq lists its product as hypothetical. Gene Ontology annotation, biological process: negative regulation of axon extension involved in axon guidance; positive regulation of cell migration; neural crest cell migration. The coding region runs from base 64 to 957 and encodes 297 amino acids. The transcript is spliced from 3 exons. Gene Ontology annotation, molecular function: semaphorin receptor binding; chemorepellent activity. The record is from RefSeq and is a predicted model, not a curated record. Lineage: Eukaryota; Metazoa; Platyhelminthes; Trematoda; Opisthorchiida; Opisthorchiidae.